AUGACUAUCUACCAAACCUCCCCUUACGGCGGUCCCAGCGCGAGUAACCUGUUCUGUGCCCAAGCCUGGAACGCCAACACCGUCUACCGCGAGCUGCCCGCCGCGAGCACGACACCAACUUCCAAAAGCAGUCUCACCACCGCGGCCAUUACGUCCUCUCCGACCGUGACUUCGAUAAAAGAAACAUCUGCCGCCACGAUCUCAUCCACGACCCCAACAGCCAGGGAGUCCGUUACAACCUCCUCGAGUGGCAGUUCCUCCAAAGCGUGGAUCGCCGGCCCCGUUGUUGGGGCAGUAGUGGGGAUCGCUAUCAUCGUCGGCGGAGCGAUCUUCUUCCUCUCCCGCAAGCAGAGACGGACGUUCCACCCCCAGCCUCAAUAUGAUCUUGGCUCAGGGUAUCCUUACGGGGGUAACGGGAGUUUUGUCCAGCAGCAGCAGCAGCAGCCGCAGGAGAGACAUGAAUUGUAUCAGGAGCAUUUUGCGCCCAAGGGGCCUGCGACUGUGUAUGAGUUGCAUUAG
Molecule: messenger RNA, 519 nt
Organism: Aspergillus aculeatus ATCC 16872
Lineage: Eukaryota; Fungi; Ascomycota; Eurotiomycetes; Eurotiales; Aspergillaceae
Exons: 2
Coding region: 1-519 (172 amino acids)
Source: RefSeq, a predicted model, not a curated record